AUGACAAUGUUAUCAAGUAGCCCACUAAUCGUAUCAUCAAAUUAUUCGCCGAUGACCGCUCAGAAUUUAUCAGCAGUGUCAAUUUCAACUGCAACAUCAUCAUCAGCAACAAUAACAAAUGAACAUUCCCCAGCGUCUACCUAUUCUCGUUCUCAAUAUCGUCGCGAUCAACAUCCAGCUCGUGAUCGAAUAUUUGCGUCAAUUCUUGACGGUAAAGCGUCCGAAUUCAGUAAGCUUUACGAUGAUUGUUCUACGACAACGGACGACUUCUGCCCCCCUUCACCCUAUCAUAUGAAUUUCGUACAUCAUCAUCCAUCCGAUGCAACUUCUAUGGAUGCUCAAUCUGCAUCACAUUCUUAUUCGAAACAACAAAAAUGUCGAUUGCCAACCUCCAAGAAGAGACUGAUUCGCAAGAAACAACGAUCUUUGCAUGCGCCUUCAGUACCAACAUUGAGUUCUUCUUCACUACUAUCUUCAUAUUAUACGACCCCGCUUACGGUUGAUUGCAAUCAGUCGAUGAAUGCCGGCAGCGGGCUGAUAAUGGAACAGUGUCGAAAGUUAUCUUCAUUCAGCAACUAUUUCCAACCUUAUAAUACCCCAGUAGCAGCAUCAGUAUCGUCAAUCACCGAUUCAAACAUUAAUCAUCAUUUGAAUCCUCGCUCUUACCAAAAUACCACUUCGAAAUUAAAACACAAAAAAUGUAGUCUACGAUCAACGGCUCCAAUUCUGUACGAUUUGUUGUCGUCAGAUGAUUGCACUUCUGAGAAUAUGGAUACAUCAAAAGCAAGUGAAGCGUAUCGAUGCGCAGCGUCAACAAUGCUGCUGGGUAAUGCUGAUGAGUAUCUGUGUCGUUCGUUCGAUUUCUGUAUAUCACCAUUAAGUGCUUCUCCAACCACUACGGCUCCAGCCGCCAUGCAACUCGCUACACCAUUUCCACUAUCUCCAACAACUGAUCCACACCACAACCUACGUACUCCAUUCGUUUCCUAUUUCAAUAAUCUUAUGCAGCAAUCUUUUUUGAUCAGUUCUGCUGCUGCUGCCGCUUCAGCGGCUGCUUCGUCGUUCAAUUUACUAAAAAUUAUGCAACCAUUCGAUGCGAUUCCUGACUGGCCAAUCGCUACAAACUUCGAUCAACCAUCACCAUCACUAGCUAACUGUGAUAAUACUAGUAAUAAUACUGAUAAUAAUAAUAACAAUAAUAAUAAUAAUAAUAAUAAUAAUAAUGCUGACAAAAAUGAUGACAACAGGAGUACUAAUAAUUACAUAUGUAAGCAGCAACAACAGCAAUUUGACAAGAAUUCAUCGGCAACAACAAAGAGUGAUGAGGUUUAUCGUGGAGAAAACGAUUGCCUGCAUGGCGUCCGUAAAUAG
This is a messenger RNA of Anisakis simplex (herring worm), 1371 nucleotides long. The record is from the annotation of a GenBank genome assembly. NCBI's taxonomy places the organism in Eukaryota, Metazoa, Nematoda, Chromadorea, Rhabditida, Anisakidae.